Messenger RNA from Neoarthrinium moseri, 1725 nucleotides. RefSeq lists its product as uncharacterized. Gene Ontology annotation, biological process: maturation of SSU-rRNA from tricistronic rRNA transcript (SSU-rRNA, 5.8S rRNA, LSU-rRNA). The record is from RefSeq and is a predicted model, not a curated record. The transcript is spliced from 2 exons. Gene Ontology annotation, cellular component: nucleus; nucleolus. Bases 1 to 1725 code for a protein of 574 amino acids. NCBI's taxonomy places the organism in Eukaryota, Fungi, Ascomycota, Sordariomycetes, Amphisphaeriales, Apiosporaceae.
AUGGCCAAGGCAAAGGGACGCGCGAAGCAAUUCGCCGAGUGGGCGGAGAAGCCAGUCAAGGAUUACGACCCAGAAGCCGAAGCGCCCGUCGACGAUGCAGCCAGCGACAGCGACGACAGCGUUGACGAGAACGUUGGCACUGAACAUUAUGUCGCCGUCGGCAAGAGCAAGCUGCGCCGCAAGGAUGCCGCAUCUCUUGGCCCGCAGUACCGUGGUGCGCGAGUGAGCCGCGACGCCCUAGACGGCUCCUCGUCCGACUCUUCUGACUACGAGGAUGCUCGUGAGGACUUUGACGACCCAGACAAGGCCGACCUCGAGCGCGAUCAGGAGGAGCAAGGCGACGAGGACGCCGAGAUUGAUAGCGACAAUGCCUUUGGCGAUAGCGACGACGAGAAGUUUGAGGGUUUCACGUUCCGCGGCAGCUCGCAGGCCCUACCUGUGCGAGGCAAGAAGGUCAAGCGGCCUACUGCUGCUGACUUCAUGGAUGAAGAGGCAGAGGAGUCGGAAGAUGAGGACGGCGCGCUCUUGCAAGACGAUGAGGAAGAGGGGUCAGAGGACGAGGACGAGGACGAAAUGGAUGGCUUCAUCGACGACGAAGAAGACUCUGACCUUGUCGACGAGGAGGACGGAUCUAUUGACGACGAUGAAGCAGAGGAGGCAGGUCUGAGUGGAGAGUCCGACGAAGACGAGGAUGAUGACGACGAGGAUGAGGCUCCCAUCAAGUCUAAAUCCAAAAAGAGUGAUUCGUCUGGGAGGGGAGAUUUGCGGUCAAUGAUGGCCGCCGGUACUUCAAGCGUGGCCGGCGCUGUUGCAAAUUCUAUCCAGAAGGACGUCGCCAAGGGAGUGGCGGUACGCCAGCAGAGGAAGGCAUUCGACGCCGCUCUCAAUAUCCGCAUCAGGUUACAAAAAGCACUGGUGGCGGUCAAUUCAUUUGGGGAAGCGGAUGACGCCACGGCUCCAACAGAACCCUAUGAAGCUGCUGAAGCAGCGGCCAUCAAGCUCCUGAACAGUAUCUCUGAUUUCCGCCUGGGGAUGCAACCCAAAGCUGGACAAAAGCGAAAGCGGGACCUCGAGCCGGCAUCAUCUAGUGAAGACAUCUGGGCUUCUAUGCAGGACAUGGAGCAUCCAGCAACAUUGCGUCGCAAAGCCGUCCUCGACAACUGGUCGAAAAAGGUCAAGGCAACACAAAUGGUCAACACUGGUACGGGGAAGGGCAACAAGCUUGGGAGAGCAGCGGAUGAGCUGUCGAAGACCCUAGAGUCUCAGAUGCAAGAUCCCGAGAGACUCAUCAAACGGACUCGAACCCCCCGCUCCUGUGCACCCAUACAGGUCUCGCAGAAGGUCAACGAGGACCCAGAGAUCUACGAUGACGCCGACUUCUACCAGCUUCUGCUCAAGGAACUGGUCGACCAGCGCACGACGGAUACCUCAGCUGGUAGCGGCUCGGCAGCAACUGUGCGGUACGCAGCCGUGAAGGAGGCCAAGAACAAGAAGCACGUCGAUACCAAGGCCAGCAAGGGCCGGAAGAUGCGCUUCAAUGUCCACGAGAAGUUGCAGAACUUCAUGGCACCAGAGGACCGCAGAGGCUGGGAACAGCACGCCAUUGACCGCUUCUUCGGCACCUUGUUCGGCCAGAAGAUGGUGCUGAACGAGGAGGAUGUGCCCGAUGAGGAGACGGAGGAGGUGAAUGCCGAGGAGGAGGGCCUGCGUUUGUUUAGAAACUAG